AUGGGUUGCUGUCUAAGUAGACCGCAAGAUGAUGAAGAAGAAGAAUCCGUCCGACGAGAUGAAAUAGAUAAUGCUGUUCCGAGAGGAGGUAAUAAACCAUUCACAAAGAAAGGCUUGACAUGGGAGGCGGAUUCUUCGAUAACCAUACGUCAACUGAAAAACCAACGCGAUGCAUUUUGGGACACUGCACCAAGUUAUGAGGGCCGAUUGGAAAUCUGGCAAGCGCUACGCUAUGCAUGCGAAUCUGAGGAUUUGGUUUUUGCUCAAGCGAUUUUGGACUCUGUCAACGUUACCAUUCCGACUGGGAAUCUUGCAAAUGGUUGUUACGAUGAACUUGGUAAUCGAUAUGUCAUUCCCGUAUACUGUAUAGUAGAUCCGAUAAAUCUGACAAAGGAUGAAGAUGACGAAGGCUCAUCAACCAGCAGCGAUGAUAUGGAUGUCAAGUUACUAAGUGACCAGCAAGCCACAACGUCUGCGCCACAACAUACCGUCAAGAUAAGGCUUUCUAAUACCGCAAGGGACAUUGAUAUUGGUGUGAAUCUGAAAACUGACACAAUUGCAAUGCUCAGACGUAAGAUAUGUUUGCAUGAAAACUUGGAUUUCAAAACUACGCAUGUGCGCAUCCUCUUUCUUGGUCGAGUUCUUGAAGAUAAGACUAGGGUGGCGGAUGUCAAAGUUGAGGAGGGACAAGUGUUUCAAGCAUUGAUUACCGAGAGAAUAUUGGGAGACGGAUCUGAUAAUGUAUUGCUAAUAUGA
This is a messenger RNA of Paraglomus occultum, 756 nucleotides long. Lineage: Eukaryota; Fungi; Glomeromycota; Glomeromycetes; Paraglomerales; Paraglomeraceae. The record is from the annotation of a GenBank genome assembly.